AUGGGGGACGGGGAGGGCAGAGGGGGAGGCGUCAGAGGCGAAGGCGCGAGCCUGGGGGGAGGGGGGAGGGGGCGACGCGAGGGGCGGGAGAGGGGGCUGGCGGGCGUGGAGGAGGGGGGGGCAAGGGGACGGGACGGAGAUACAUGUCGGGGUGGACUGAGCAGGUGGGGGGAAGGGAGGGCAGGGUGCUCAGGGUGGGGCAUAAGGGGGGGGGGGUGGGGUGGGAGGGGGGGGGCGGGGGGGGGGGAGGGUGGGGAGGGGGGGAACGGAGGGAGGGAGGGGCAGAGGGACGGCGUAGGAGGGGGGGGGGUGAGGAGGGGGGGAGUAGGGGGGUGGGUGGCGCGGGCGGGAGGAACUGGGGGGGGGGGGGAGGGGGGGGGCCCCGGGGAGCGUGGGGGGAAUAAAGAGGGGGAGGGGAGGCGGGGGGGUGGGGGGAAGGGUCAGGUGCUGGGGGGGGACUGGGGGUGGGGGGAGGGGAGAAGGGGGGGGGGAGAGGGCAUGUGGUUUGUGCGGCAGGGUUUGGGGCGGGAUGGGAAGGGGGGGGGGCAGGGGGGGGGGGAGGAGAGGCGGGGGGCAGCCGAGCAUGGUGAAGGGGGGGAGGGGGGGGGAAGAGGGGGGGGGGUAGCCGGGGGGGGGGCGGGGGGAGGGGAGGGCCGGUGGAGCGUAGAGCUAGGGUGGGGCGGGGGGAGGGGGAGCCCGGGGGGGGGGUGGGGGGGAGGGCGGGGGGGGGAGGGGGGGGGAUGGCGCGCGGGAGGUGGUGGCGGCGGUGAGGGAGGGGAGGGGGGGGGGUGGAGAGGAGCGGGGGGGGGGGGGGGUGAGGAGCUGUGGGGGGGGGCGGGUGAGCGCAUGGUGCGCGGGGGGGGACGACAGCGGUUGGAUCGCCAGGUGGGCGAGGGAGAGGGAGGAAAGUGA
Molecule: messenger RNA, 912 nt
Organism: Knipowitschia caucasica
Lineage: Eukaryota; Metazoa; Chordata; Actinopteri; Gobiiformes; Gobiidae
Source: the annotation of a GenBank genome assembly